UGGGAAGACAAAAGCCAGCACCCAAUUCGACCCAAACCCACAGCCGAGCGAGCACGAUCGCCAUGUCGGGUGCACAAGGCGCACAGCCCAAGGGCGCUUUCACGGCGACCACAUACACAACCGCCGGCACCGGCGAAGGGGAGAGCCGGCAGACACCCAAGACGGAGCUACGGUCUAGCGAGGACGAGCACGGGCUGCCGGUGAAGAGGCUCGAGGACAAGGUCGAGGACGCCGCCGGGAAAGGCGGCCCGGUGUUCGGCGCCGGCGCUGAGGACGGCAAGCCCGACCUCGGCGUCACCGGCACCGGCGGAGGAUGACAAACCGCUUGCCGGUUAAACUGUGCUCCGUCCAUGUGUAGCACUUUGCUAAGUAGCGUGCUAUACCCAGCACGUACAAGAAUGAAUGAUGUAAAACUGUGUGUAGCAUCAGAGUGUGGAAUAAAAGACAACAUCAUCAGCAAAGCUUUUAUUUUAUUCA
Brachypodium distachyon (stiff brome) is the source of this 477-nucleotide messenger RNA. RefSeq lists its product as uncharacterized. The record is from RefSeq and is a predicted model, not a curated record. The transcript has a single exon. Bases 63 to 317 code for a protein of 84 amino acids. Lineage: Eukaryota; Viridiplantae; Streptophyta; Magnoliopsida; Poales; Poaceae.